GUUGCAGCGAGGCGGCGGCAGUGGGAUGCUGCGCUGGCUGAUCGGGGGCGGCCGGGAGCCGCAGGGCCUGGUGGAGAAAUCGUCUGUACAGACCAUUGGUGAAGAACAAGUACAAAAUCCUUACACUGAGCUCCUUGUGUUGAAAGGUCAUCAAGAUAUAGUACGUUUUCUUGUACAAAUAGAUGAUUACAGGUUUGCAUCUGCAGGGGAUGAUGGAAUCAUUUUUCUGUGGAAUGCUCAGACUGGAGAGAAACUUUUUGAACUUCAUGGUCACACACACAAGAUUACAGCUAUAGCACCAUUUUUUUCAUCAGAUGCUUCUGAAGAAAACAGUCAUUUGAUUUUAACAGCAUCAGCUGAUAGAACAGUUAUUGUUUGGGACUGCACUACUGGCAGACAGGUGCAAAAAGUGUCAUGUUUCCAUUCUACUGUAAAGUGUUUGACAGUCCUUCAAAGACUGGAUGUAUGGUUGUCUGGAGGGAGUGAUCUAUGUGUUUGGAACCGAAAAUUAGAUCUCUUGUGUAAGACCAGUCAUCUUACUGAUGCAGGUAUUAGUGCUUUGGUUGAAUUGCCUAAAAACUGUGUUGCAGCUGCUGUUGGCAAAGAGCUAAUCAUUUUUAGGUUGAUUGCUUCCAGUGAUAAGUCUGAAGGUUGGAAUAUCCUUGAAGUAAAACGCCUUGUCGAUCAUCAAGAUAACAUCUUGUCAUUGGUCAGUGUCAAUGAUUUGACUUUUGCGACAGGUUCUCAUGUGGGUGAGUUAAUAGUUUGGGAUGCACUUGAUUGGACAAAGCAGGCAUCUGAGUGCAACUUCUGGGACUCUUCUGUCCAACCAGAUGCACGGACAGAAAUAAAACUAUCCCAAAGUCCAAAUGAAACUUCAGUUCAACACUUAGCAUCUGAUGACGAGUAUGUGUAUGCUGCAGUUGGGAAAGGCAUAUACGUAUAUAAUCUUCAAAUGAAGCGUGUGAUUGCCUGCCAGAGAACUGCUCACGACUCUUCUGUACUGCACAUUGAGAUGCUUCCAAACAGGCAGCUGAUAUCCUGUUCAGAAGAUGGCAGUGUACGCAUUUGGGAGCUCCGAGAAAAGCAGCAGCUGCCGAAUGAACCAGUUCCAACAGGGUUCUUCAACAUGUGGGGAUUUGGAAGGGCAAACAAGCAGGCAAACCAAGCUAAGAAGGUGCAGGAGAAUACACCUAUGCAUUUUUUGGAGCUGGUUGGUGAUCUGAUUGGUCAUUCAUCAGCUGUACAGAUGUUCCUGUACUUCAGUGAACUGGGACUGGUUACAUGCUCUGCUGACCAUCUCAUUAUUUUGUGGAAGGAUGGUGAACGCGAAUCUAGACUCCGCAGUUUAACGUUAUUUCAGAAACUGGCACAAAAUGGUGAUCUGCAACCAAAAUUUUAAAUUGCUUGAAUACAGGCUAAAUAUGCAUAACUGGAUAUACAUUAAAUGUGAAUGUGAAGGAAAGUCUGCAGUCUUACUGUGGGUUAACCUACACUGGAGUUGAUAUAACACCACUAUGAUGUCUACCAUGAAGUGUGAUUGAUUCAAGUUAGUCAUUGCAUAGUGUACUCAUUGAAUUCAUUUGUCUGUCACAGAGGUGCAGUCCUUACUGGGGAUUUUCAGGAUGUAAAAUAUUUUCAUAACCAGUAGUAAUUGAUCUGUUCUGUCAGCUGAACACUUGAAUAAAAUUUGACUGCAAAGAAA
Lagopus leucura (white-tailed ptarmigan) is the source of this 1705-nucleotide messenger RNA. It is a transcript of the gene WDR41, whose product is annotated as WD repeat domain 41. NCBI's taxonomy places the organism in Eukaryota, Metazoa, Chordata, Aves, Galliformes, Phasianidae. The transcript is spliced from 13 exons. Gene Ontology annotation, cellular component: lysosomal membrane. Gene Ontology annotation, molecular function: protein binding. Bases 26 to 1402 code for a protein of 458 amino acids. The record is from RefSeq and is a predicted model, not a curated record. Gene Ontology annotation, biological process: regulation of autophagy.